GAGUUACACGCUUCAACUCCUCAACUUUUUUUCUUUUCCAAUCUUAUAUAUUCAAGUCUCCAACAUACAAUUUUCUCAAAAAUUCUAAAAUUUCCUCUUCCAUAUUAAACUAAUCUUCAAAUUUUCAUAAAUAAAUUAUAGUAGCUCUAAAAAUAUGGAGAUUGAUGAAAAUAUGUUGGUAAAAAUAGGUCUCUUUAUUUUUGUCCAAGCUUUGGUUUAUUUGAUUUUAUCAAAGUCUUCAAAUGUAUUCUCCAAGACACAAAGAUCUUACAGCUUCAAAACGGCUCGUUCCGUCAGCAUUCGCCGGAUGGCCGCCGCGCUAGCCGACAUACCUGCCGGCGGUGAACUAUCUCCGACUAAUUCCAAGGACUUGACCUCUUCUAUUUCAUUCAAACACACAUAAAAUUAAAUCAUUAUUUGGUGUGAACUUUAUAUAGGUUUAUUUUUUUUUCUUUUAACUAGCUAGGUGUAAAUUACAAAUUCGUUGUGUAUUGUAAAGAUUUUAGUUUAUUUGUACUUGGACCUAUAUAUAUUAAUUGAGUUAUAUGUGUCCAUAUUAUUUUCUUGUCA
Molecule: messenger RNA, 570 nt
Organism: Solanum lycopersicum (tomato)
Lineage: Eukaryota; Viridiplantae; Streptophyta; Magnoliopsida; Solanales; Solanaceae
Source: RefSeq, a predicted model, not a curated record